AUGUUCGCGAAAGAUGCAUUAUGCCUUAAUUUCAGAACAGAACCCUGGUGGUUUCGCUUAAUUAGAAGAAUAUUCGCCAUAACUUUAUUGAUAGUAGUAGGUGCGUACGGAAGUUAUCAGCUUACGAAUUUUACAAUGUUCAUUAAUACGGCGAACAUAGUCGUGAUAGAACCCAAGACGAAUGUUUCUUUCCCAGGAUUCGUCAUAUGCCCCGAAUCUAACAUCCCAACGUUUCUAGAACCAACGGUAGAAGCAACCGAACCACCAUUUUCCAUCACUUGCGGUAAAUCCAAAGAUAUAGAACCAAAAUUAUUAAAUGAGAAUGUAGACUUUACGGAUUCAAUAUGCAAUAAAUUUAUUCAGAAAAGUAGUAAUGGAUGUUUUAAAUUUCGACCUGAUAAAGCAGAAAAUAACAAUGAUGAACGUGAAGAAUACGCGGAUAGUAUAUUAAGGGAAAGGGAAACGAUCAAGCCCUUUGUUUUUUUUAAUAUCAUACCAAAUGAUGGAUUAACACCUAUUGAGAUACCAUUAUUUUAUACGAUAUAUUUGGAUCAAUAUAAUGGUACCGAGAAAAAUUAUUCGGCGGAAAAAGAUAGUGGUAAUUUUUUUCAAUAUCACAUGCAAACCAUAGCCACGGGCAAAAGGACGAUAAUAGAAUUUUCCAUACUAGUUCACCGGUACUUUAGUACAAUUUUAAUGGGUCAAUUGAGUUCACGACCGGAUAAUACUUCAGUUGAGGUUUCGGUUAACCAAAAAUCCAUACCAUUAAGACGACCUACUUCUAAUGGUCUGCCGAAAACUCAAUUUGUAUUCAUUCCAGAGAAACGCUAUACCCGUGAAGAAAUGGAAGAUUACCAAUACCAGCCCAUUUCCAUAGUAUCAAGGCUUGGUGGGUUUUAUGGGGCCAUCACGGGCAUUUACAUCUUUUUAUUUGGAAUGUCAAAAGUGGAACCUUGGGGAAUGUUCCAAAAGGUGGUGUUUAGAUGUUGGCCGUGUCGCAGAAGUUUCAAAAAACAUUUAGCCGCGAGUUAUGUGUCCGCCGCUGGUAUACCACUUGGAGAGAAUAUAAAUGAUCGACCUAAGGGAACAAGUUUAGGUGAUCGAUUACAAGUUCUCGAAUGCUUGCUAAAAGACUAUUAUAUCGAUCCCUAUUACCUUGAAAUAUUAAAGUUAACAAAGAUACGUUAUGAUCAUAACGAUGCACGUCACAACGAAUUAGAAAAUAUAGUUCAGGUGAGAGACGCAAUCGCAAGAAAUCGACAAAAUGAACAUUACAAGCGAUGCGUUAGACGUUGGAGCAGUUUGCCGAGGGUUUUUAACUUUGGAUUACAACAUUAUAAUGAAAGGUCUGAUUCUUCCUUGACGGCUACUUCUCCGAGAAAGAAAUUUCAUCGGAGUGGGAUUGGUUUUCUGAACCAAGGUGUUUCUAAUAUUACUUUGGAUGAACAAUUGACUCCAUUACGUGAUCAAUUUAGCGAGGAUUCUGAUGAUACUUUCGAAAUAAUAACCGAAAAAUGA
Molecule: messenger RNA, 1518 nt
Organism: Funneliformis mosseae
Lineage: Eukaryota; Fungi; Glomeromycota; Glomeromycetes; Glomerales; Glomeraceae
Source: the annotation of a GenBank genome assembly